AUGGCGGCUGUCAAUCGAAACAUGUUCGAAGCCACCGUCACGGCGCACACGCCGGACGACGCAUCGUUGAUGGUGAUGCCGUUGAACUUGAUCGACAAGAUUAUUUCCUACGUCGACGACACCGCAGACCUCGCCCGGCUAUGCAGGACCUGCCGGGUCCUUAACUACAUGUCUCUCCCACUCUUGUACAGAAACCUCACCCUAACCUCUUACGACAAAAUUCGAUACUGCGGCGAAGAACCCGAAGGAAUGGGCAGCGCAAGCCCCUUCUCAAUGGGCCUCAACGCAGUCAUUACCCGGCCGUAUGCGAGACUCGUCCGAUCGCUGACCAUCCGCGGCGAAUGGCGCGAACACGAACUCGAAGAACACGCGCGAGUCGGACGGGUACCUGACUCCUCGAUGAUGCUGAAUAUAGCCGUCCGCGCGGCUGUGGAUCGCAUGCCAGACUUGGAGAGUUUUAGCUGGGAGCUUAAUACAAAGAUGCUGGAGACGGUGUAUGUGGGACUUGCGCAGUUGCCGCGUUUGACGUCGUUGAAUGUGCGAUUUCCGAGUAGUCGGCAUCCGAGGCCAACGAUUGUUAUUCCGCCGAUGCCGCAUUUGAGGAGGUUGAAGUUGACGGAUAUUGACCCGUUGUGCUAUCCGGAUGACAUUUCGACGUUGUUGUGGAAGUGUAAGAAGUUGAAGGAGCUGAAUAUGCAUUGGUCGCCGCGAAUGCGCAAUGCGCAGGAGCCGAGUGUUAUGCUGCAUGAUUACUUUCGCAAGUGUGUUGCGGCGAAGGAGCCGUUGGCUGUGCGGAAGAUUGCGCUGCAGAAUUUGUAUGCACUGCACAGUGAAGAGUUUAACAUCGCGUUUGAUCCUAAUACGGUGGAGGAUGUUACGGUUCUCAACAACACUGGCACAGAUGGUCCGAGUUUCAUGAAUACUUUUGUGGACAGGAGCUGGCCGACGAAUCCACCUAAUAGUCGUCUGCGUAUCAAGUGUAUGAGACAGGAUGCGCUGUCCAAGAGACACGCUGAGUUUCUGGCGAAAUUCACAGGCUUAGAGAAGCUAUACUUCGUCAAUCCCCCUCGUGAUGCCAACGAUGUGGUCUCCCCGAGAGCUCCGAGCUCGUCCUCGCCGCCACCAUUCUCAGACUACGCUUAUCCUCAUUUAAACUCCCCUACCGUCUCAUCACCGAACCCUGCAAGCCUCCAGCUCAACAUCCGAGAUAGCUACCUCAACGCCAUCGUGACAAAUCACGCCUCCACACUCCGCCACCUUCUACUCCCAUCCCGAUGGCCUCUCUCCUCAUCCACCCUUGCCCGCAUUGUUCACGCGAGCCCAAAUCUAGAACAAUUCGCUUUUGCAACGGAGGUGAACAGCAUGGAGACGCUAGGUCUCAUUCUUCCGUUUCUCCGGAAGCUAGUGGCUCUUCGCCUUCUAAUUCCAACAGGGAAUAUCUCCUCGCCUCCCAAUGGAACAAGCACAGGAACAGGGGCCACGCCACGGACUAUAAGCAAUGCGAACGGACUCGUCUCAGUGCGAACACUACAAGAUCUUGUCGAAGUGGACGAUAAGAUUCUCACGGAGAAAAUGAGCAUACAUCUAGCUGAUAAGAGUAUCUUCAGUCAUCUUAAGGUCCUAGGAAUUGGCUGGAAAGCAUGGGAAUUGCGCGAGUUCUAUAUUUCAGACGACCAUCAGCAGCCAUCAUCCCAACCACACACAGAACAAUCUCCAAACCACUACGUCUCUUCCCCAACCCUCCAAACAUCCACAUUCGAAAACGGCACACCAAACCCAGGCCUAGGCAUGAACAUCACCUCCCCCACACAUCCCCAUCUCCCCUCCAUCCCAUACACACACGGCUAUCCUCAAUCCCGCCAGCAAUCCACCACCUCAGUCCUCGGCAAACGCUCCCGAGAAGAUGACCACCAAUCCCCCUUCACAACCUCGCCCACAAAAACCCAUCACCACCAACCACUUCCUCACGAGAGCAUUCUUGCGGAAUUAGAAGAUAAUGUUUGUCUCCCGCUGCAGACCAAUCCGGAUGCGCAGCGGUGGAGAAGAAGGUUACGGCGUGUGGGGUGGGAGGUGCUCAAGGAUUGGGAGGUUUGGGGUUUGGAUAAACAGGAGUUUUAA
Messenger RNA from Aspergillus ruber CBS 135680, 2118 nucleotides. RefSeq lists its product as uncharacterized. Lineage: Eukaryota; Fungi; Ascomycota; Eurotiomycetes; Eurotiales; Aspergillaceae. The record is from RefSeq and is a predicted model, not a curated record. Bases 1 to 2118 code for a protein of 705 amino acids. Gene Ontology annotation, molecular function: protein binding. The transcript has 2 exons.